AUGGGGUCUGGGGAGGGUAAAGUGGUUAUUUUGUUUCUUGUAUUUCUGGUGCCUCCAUUUCUUGUGCGCAAAGUAUUUACCCAAGUCUUUUCUUUCAUCAAUGUCCAAUUAUUUAACAGCCUUUUGCUGAGAAGAGAAUGCUGUUCAUUUAACAACGGUGAAUAUGUCAAAACUGGCGUGGCGGAACUGGAACACUGGUGCUACAAAGCAACUGAUGAGUAUGCAGGAUUAGCUUGGGAGGAGCUCAAGCAUACAAGGCAGGCAAUCGGAUUUUUGGUCAUACACCAGAAGCCAAAGAAGACAUUGGAUGAAAUAAGUCAUGAUCUAUUUCCUGUGCUUAGCAUUCAACAAUUUUACAGAAUCAGCACAAUGUAUUGGGACGACAAAUAUGGGACGCAUAGCCUUUCACCAGAUGUUAUAUCCAAUAUGCGUGUAUUAAUGACUGAAGACUCUAACAAUGCAGUCAGCAAUUCUUUUUUGCUUGACGAUGAUUCGAGUAUACCGUUCUCAAUUGAUGACCUCUUUAAAUCAAUGGAUCAGAUUGAUAUUGCAGACAUUGAGCCACCCCAACUUAUUCGAGAAAAUUCAGGCUUCAGUUUCUUAUUGCCACGUGCAGCUAAUCGAUCUCAAUCAGACUUCAGUCCUAUGAACUUGCAGCCACAUCUUUGAUUCGUGUGAGCAUGGAGGAGUAUGAAUGCGUUGAUCAGCUCAGGCUUACAAAAGGAACAGAAGCGCCAGUAAUUGCGUGCAGCCAUUGGGGUGUACUAUGAGGGCGGCAGAAGAACUUUACAUAUUGUUGAACAAUUUUUGAAAAAUACAUAUCUAUACUAAAUUUGUGUCCACUGCCGCAAAGUAAGAGUGGAUGCAGUGAUACCUCCAUAUUAGUAAGAGAAAUCUACCCGUAAUGCAUGAACCAGUGCCCGUUGCUUUUGUACUAAUCAACUAUAUGAAAUACAGAAUAGAAGAUCUUCAAUCUUCAUGCUUAUGUAUGUUUGGAACAUUUUGAGGG
Molecule: messenger RNA, 1009 nt
Organism: Lycium ferocissimum
Lineage: Eukaryota; Viridiplantae; Streptophyta; Magnoliopsida; Solanales; Solanaceae
Product: myosin-11-like
Exons: 8
Coding region: 1-669 (222 amino acids)
Source: RefSeq, a predicted model, not a curated record